GGGGGAGCUAACUCUGUUAGAAUCUCAGCAACAUGGCGGGUGGUGGGAUUAGUACUGCGUUUGAUACUUUCUUCAGUUCUUGGUUCCCAAUUAUAUUUGCCCUUAUUGGCGGUUUUGCAUUCGCUUUCAGGCAAUAUUUACGGGGAACACCUUAUCAGAGCAAAAAACAACUGAAAAAAGAGACUGUACUAGUGACAGGGGCAACUUCAGGAAUGGGUCAAGCUGCUGCUUCUGAUUUUGCUUCAAGAGGAGCUCGUGUCGUAAUGGCAUGUCGGGAUAUUGAAGCUGGCCAAAAAGUUGCUAAGGAAAUCCAGAAAAAGACAAAUAAUACUAACGUGACAGCUUUACAUUGUGAUUUAAGCUCCCUUGAUUCUGUUCGGAAGUUUGUUGAAGAAUUUAAAAAAUGUGAAUCUCAGCUGCACAUUCUUAUUAAUAAUGCUGGUGUGAUGAUGUGUCCAAAAACCUUGUCUACAGAUAAAUUUGAGAUGCAGUUUGCUGUGAAUUACCUGGGGCCGUUUUUGCUUACACAUCUUUUACUGGAUAUCAUGAAAGCAUCAGCACCAGCUCGUAUUGUCAACAUCACAGCACAUGCCCACCAACUGGGAAGCAUAAAUUUUGAUGAUUUAAACCAUGAUGAAGAUUAUAACCCUGGGCAUGCUUAUGCACAGAGCAAGUUGGCGGUUGCUAUGUUUACUAUAACAUUGGCAAAAUACUUGGAAGGUAGUCAAGUGAUCGUUAACUGUAUGAAUCCAGGAAUUGUAAACACCAAUUUACACCGCCAUAUGCCUUUCCGUGCACAUUCUUUUAUCAAUUUGUGUUUUUCACCAUUUAUAUGGUACAUGUUCAAGAAACCAGAAGAUGGAAUCAACACAAUAAUGUUUUGUGCUCUUGAAGAUGCCUUAGGAAAUACAAGUGGAAAAUAUUUUGUAGAAUGUUGUCCAGUUAAUUGGCACGAGAGUACACAGGAUGAAGAUGUCCAGAAAAAAUUGUGGGAAGAAAGUUUGAAAUGGACAAAUUUAAAAUUGAAAAGUUGAAUAAUGUUCUUUACUGCUUUGCCUCUCACUAGAGCAUAGCUAUACACAAACACACACAAACACAUAUACAUGUUAACACAAAAGUUUUUGUUUCCAUCAGUUUUGAAAUGGUACUUGAUUUCUCUUUAUUUUUUUACUCUAGAAUGUUUUUAAUUUGAUAUUUUAAUUUUUUUUUUUUUCAUUUUCAAACUCUUAGUAACUAUUUAAAUGCCUGAAAUAUGUUGUUAAUAAGAUUUACUUAUAAUAUUUCAAAUAAUAUUUCAGACAAAUAACUCUUCUUUAGCUCGUAUAGUUAUACCCUGUUUACAAUAUUUACAUCUGCAUUACAGUGUGGUUUCUUUUUUCUAUUACAAUAUUUACAAUAGAAUAGAUCUGAUCUCUGAUUGUCAUCAAGUUCCAUACUCCAGACCAUGUAUGUGGUCCUAGAUUGGGUUGGAGCUAGGAACUCUUAUCACUAAAAUGGAACAACAUUCUUGUCUCUAAGCUUACUUUUAGUUUAGAAAUAAUGGCUCCUAGAUAAAAUUCAGUCUAGAAUUAUGCAUACACAUCCAUGAAUGAAAUACCUGAUGAUGAUGAUUUGAGAUCAAGCUAAUUGUAAAACAAUGUAAAUAUUAAGUAUGCACACAAAUGAUGAAGUUAAUAGCUUGUAAAAUUAUAAUUUUUGUUACUAGCCACAUUAUUUCUGUUAUACUGUUGAUUGAAUCAUUUAUCAAACUGACAAUUAUCUCCAAAUACAUAAUUAUUAUUAUUAUCAUCAUCACCAUCAUCAUCAUCAUUAUUAUUAUUAUUAUUGCUCUUGUAACUUCUGCUGAAUUACUUUCACCUUCCAUCUCUUAAAAAUGUUUUUGUUGCUUGAUUGACUUCACAAGAGGAACUUAUAUACACAUGUAUGCACACUUGUGCACACUUCUAUGUACAAAUAUGCAAGCACACAUACACAUGUGCAUGCAUAAACAUACACAUGCACACCCAUAUAUAUAUAUAUAUAUAUAUAUAUAUAUAUAUAUAUAUAUAUAUAUAUAUAUACACACACACACACACACACACUGUGCAAUCUUCACAAUAGAAUGCCUUUAUUUCAAUUUUUUUUUUCGUUCUGUGUCAGGCCAUAUCUUCUCUGACAGACAGACCUCUUGAUCAGGACAGAUUUCUGCAUUAUUUGGGGCAAUUUAUAAUGCAUCAAUAAACUAAGUUUUUUAUUUUCCAUUUGGUGCAUAGAUGUAAAGAUUUUUCUUAGCUUGCUGCUGAUGCUUUGUGAAGGUUUUUAUACUUAGUUGCCCUAAGGAAAUUCCUGACACACACACACACACACACACCGUGAGCAGUAUACAUAUAUGAAGAAUGUAAGAAAGUGGUAAAUAUAUAUAGAGAGGGCGAAAGUUUACAAUGAAAAAAGCAUAAUUGAUAGAGAUAGACAAAUAGAGGAAGAAAUCUUUUCUGUUGCUGUCACAGAUUUUGAAGUUUUAAAAUUAAGUGAAAAUUUCAAAUUUGGUAUAUUGAUGUGAAUCUGAUUUUGUGAUUCAUUUAUUGCAGAAAAAUUUAACAAAAAUGUUAUAGAGGUUUAAAGUUUGAUAAAUUUUAUCUAGUCAGAAAACAGGAUUUGGAAGGUAGCAUUUUCUAAGUGAUACUUGUCUAUUAUAAAUUGAAAGUAAACAUUACAAGAUGAUGUUUUAAACAAAAUGAAAGCAGUUAUAUGUUAUGAAGAGAGAAAUAGACACCCUAAUGAAAUUUCCUACACACAUGCAUACACACACACACACUGACUCACAAACCCACAUACACACAGCGUGAGAGAUAUACAUACACAGAGAGUGAGAGAGAUGAAGAUAUAAGCAAAAUGAAAGCAGUUACAUAUCAUAUGAAGAGAGAGAGAGAGUGAGUGAGGGACAACAUGUGUGAAAGAUAUACAUAUACAGAAAGUGAUAGAGUGGCAAAUAUAUUUAGAGAGGGGAAGGCAUAAAAGAGAGAGCCUCGUGGGAACAGAUAGAGAAUGGGAGAUUUGUUGAUCUAAAAGUUGAAUUAUUUCUUGUAACAAAUUAUAUUUUUUGAUUAAUUAUAACUGAAUACUCUUCCAUUGAGAUGCAGAUUUUGAAAAUCAAAUCAGUUUUUCUCAAAGACACACUAUUUUGGAGUCUUUUGGGGCUACAUACAUACAUACAUACAUACACACACUCUCAUAUAGUAGAUAUUCAAGCACACAAACACACAUAUACACCAAGCACCUACUGUGUGUUGUAUUUAUAUACUCAGAGUAAGCAGUACUCAUUAAUAAAGUAACUUAACAAGAGCCCACACCUGACAACUUCAAAUAUACACCAUAUAUAUGUGUGAAUACACACACAUGAAUAUAUAUAUAUAUAUAUAGCUGUAGAAACCAUACUGAAUCAGACUGGAGUCUGGUGCAGCCUUCCAGUUUGCCAGACCUGGUCAAACUGUCCAACCCAUGCUAGCAUGGACAACAGACUUUAAAUGAUGAUGACACACGCAAAUGUAUAUACAUACACAUAUAUACAUAUGUAUCUAUAUAAGUUGAGGCACGUAGCUUAGUGGUUAGGGUGUUGAUCAUAAAAUUUUGCUUUCAAUUCCUGGACUAGGUGAUGCUUUGUGUUCUUGAGCAAAACACUUCUUUUCACAUUGCUCCAAUCCACUUAGCUAGUGAAAAUGAGUAAUCUUUGACAGACCAGCAUCCCAUCCAAGGACGAAUGUAUAUGCUAGAGAAACCAGGAAACCGGCCCUAUGCUCCUUACAGAGUAAUGUGGACUGGCCAUCUAUAUAUUUAAAUACUCACACACACAAAUGCAAAUAACUGUUAAAAGGGACUGCUUAGAACGAGGGUGUAUACAUGCUAUGUUUUCCUUACCUCAAUUGUAUGGCUUUGAUUUCAAUGUUGCAUGCAUUGGCUUCAGUACCUUGACAUAUAAUUAUCAUCUUCAUCUUUUAAUGCCUGCUUUCCAUGUCUGCUGGCAUGGUUUGGACUAGUCAUCACAUCUAGUCAGUUCUUAUUUGGAAUCAUUAUCUUUCUAGAUGGAUUAGAGUGCCUCAUCUCCCCUACCUAUUCCAGUUUUGGCAUGGUUUUUAUGAUCGAAUCCCUUCUUAAAUCCAAUUGCUUUACAAAGUGCACUGGGUGCAUUUUAUCAUGUCACUAGCAUUAAGGAGGUUGUCGUGUCCUUUGUUUGUUUUUGAUGUCUCUGUUCAACAACCAUUUCACAGAGUGUACUGAAUGCAUUUCAUUGUGGUAUGAGUACUAGAGAGGUUGGCUUGUUCCUUGCAAAACUACAAGAUCCUGUCUAUUCUACAUGCUUCAGUUAAUGCAAGGCAUGCGUGACCAAGAGGGUGGGUAGAACAGACAGUGAUGAUAGAGAGAGAAAACGGUUGAAUAAAGAAAAAGUAUAAGUAUUAUCAUGAUGAGAAAAACAGUGCUCGGACUGAGAGGGUAGUUAGGAAGGGAGUGAUAAAAGAGAGACAGUAGGAGGAGGAAUAAUGUGAGUGUGUGUGAAAAAUUGAAGGGUAUAGAUAGACAGGUAGAUAUAUAAUAUUCAGCUGUAAACAAGUUGGAUUGAGUCAUAUACACAAAGAUAUAAUAUGUGCAGAUUGCCCUAAAAUGUAGGCCCAUAGUUCUUCAAAAUACCCAUAUGUUGAACAAUAUGCAAGAUAUAUACAUAAUCAAUCAGACAGCUAGAGGUCUAUUCCUUCACUCUCAAAUGAACUAUCAUAUUCAGAUUUGGAACUUUAAUUUUCGGAGAGACAUAUUCUUAAUGAGAGUACUCCACAACUUUGGAUAAGUAAUAAUUUAAAUCACAGAAAGUCCCAGGAAGAAGUAAACAUAAUAUAUUUUAAUUAGUUCCUACAUUCUUAUUGUACACUCUCAGUAAACUUUACUGUACAGAAAAAUAUGUAUGUAUGAGAGAGAGAGGUAGGUAGGGAGGGAAAAAAUAAGUGGAUUGUAACUCUAUACACAUGUAAACAAACAUAAACAUUAUUGUAUAUACAAUGUAUUAGGUAUAGAGAUUUGUAUUUUUAUAUGUAGUUGUAUUUUUCUAUGCAUGCACACACACACACACACACACACACACACACACACACACACAUGCUAUAUUCUUAUAGAAGUUAUGAGGAGCUUCAGCAAACAUUUGUUUUGCUGAAACAAGGAUGGCCAUGUUUUAAAAAUAUAUUGUGUUCUGUCAUAAUUUUGACUUAACAAGGGUUAUCAAAUCAGUAUAAAUUUAUAUUCAUUAUUGCUAGGUUAUUCACUCACAUGAAAUGUAUUUCUACAAGUUAGCUCAAUCACCAUAAAUAAACACACUUCUUUAUAGUGACUGUUAAAACCAAGAAUGAAAAGCAGAAAGUAUUCAACCUUCAUGACACUAUAUUUAAUGCACGUUGAAGCUGAACACUUACUACAUGCAGUUAAAAUUGAAAUACAAAUAUAUAUAUAAAAAUUAUAAAUUGAGGUUGAAAUGGGAAAUUGUACCUGCAUAAUAUCAAAAUAUUGAUUUACUUGCAUUAAAUGAUCAAUUUUUAUAA
Messenger RNA from Octopus bimaculoides (California two-spot octopus), 5558 nucleotides. RefSeq names its product retinol dehydrogenase 13. Gene Ontology annotation, molecular function: oxidoreductase activity. The record is from RefSeq and is a predicted model, not a curated record. NCBI's taxonomy places the organism in Eukaryota, Metazoa, Mollusca, Cephalopoda, Octopoda, Octopodidae.